Messenger RNA from Strongylus vulgaris, 1560 nucleotides. Lineage: Eukaryota; Metazoa; Nematoda; Chromadorea; Rhabditida; Strongylidae. The record is from the annotation of a GenBank genome assembly.
AUGUCUCAUUCUUUGUUAUGUGUUGAUUAUGUCCUACAAUUAGGCGAAAGAGUUUUCUCGUCACAUCCUGACGUCUUGUUUAUAGGUCAGCCUUCUCAGGCUACCGGACCCGGAUAUCGUAUUCGUUACGUUGUAGUGAAAGGGAUGUCUCUUGGAAAGCUAGCCAUUGACAAGGUUGAUGUGAAGGGUAAGCGGGUACUUAUCCGGGUUGAUUUCAACGUACCUCAGAAGGAUGGAAAAAUCACUAACAAUCAACGUAUAGUUGCAGCUUUGCCAACGAUAAAGUACUGUCUGGAUAAUGGCGCCAAAGCUGUUGUUCUAAUGUCUCAUCUUGGUCGUCCAGAUGGCCAGAAAAAUAUGAAGUUUACCCUAGCUCCAGUAGCUGAGGAACUCAAAAAAUUGCUAAACAAAGAAGUGGCAUUCUUGCCUAACUGCGUUGGACCAGAAGUUGAAGCUGCAGUUGCUGAUCCUGCCCCAGGUUCUGUUUUCCUCUUAGAGAAUCUUCGAUUCCAUGUGGAGGAAGAAGGCAAAGGUGUUAACGCCCAGGGUGAAAAAGUCAAAGCUGAUGCAGGUGCUGUAGAGAAGUUCCGCGCCUCAUUGACCAAACUUGGUGACAUCUAUGUUAAUGAUGCGUUUGGAACUGCCCACAGGGCUCACAGCUCCAUGGUAGGCGUAAAUCUCGAUACUCGUGCAUGCGGUUAUUUGAUGAAGAAUGAACUGGUUUACUUCGGAAAGGCACUCAGUGAUCCAGAGAGACCUUUCCUAGCAAUCCUUGGAGGUGCUAAGGUGGCUGACAAAAUUCAGCUUAUCAAAAACAUGCUGGACAAGGUUAACGAGAUGAUUAUUGGAGGAGGCAUGGCGUUCACAUUCCUUAAGGUUGGUCAGAACGUUGAGAUUGGAAAUUCGCUCUAUGAUGAGGAGGGAGCAAAGAUUGUCAAGGAGUUGCUAAAUAAAGCGAAGGAAAAGAACGUGAAAAUCCAUUUACCAGUUGACUUCAUUGUUGGAGACAAAUUUGCAGAAGACGCUGCUUCAAAGACUACCACUAUUGAAGAAGGGGUUCCAGCAGGUGCGUUAAAUAAGCUGCCGCUCUGUUUGUGCUCGAAUAUUGUCAUUACAGGACAUAUGGGCUUAGACGUUGGACCAAAGUCUCAGCAACUAUUCGCUGAAGCCGUUGCCAGAGCUAAGACAAUCGUCUGGAACGGUCCACCAGGUGUUUUCGAAUUCGAGAAGUUUUCUCAUGGAACGAAAGCCAUGAUGGAUGCUGUUGUUAAAGCUACGGAGAAUGGAGCUGUUACGAUCAUCGGUAUGGCAGUCUUUGCAGUGUCCAAAAAAUUGAAAGGACAUUUAAUAGUAAUAAGUUUGGAUAGCCAAGCCUCGAAACUCACUAUCAAUGUUAAGGAGGUGGAGAUACGGCUACUGCUUGCAAAAAGUUCAAUACAGAAAGCAAAGUCAGCCAUAUGUCUACAGGAGGAGGAAAAGUACUACCUGGAGUGGAUGCGCUUUCUCCAGCAGCAUAAAGCUGUUCACUUUGGAGUUAAAAGUACCCAUAGAAAAAAUUAG